GGCGACCAGUCGAGUCCGUUUAGUCGACGAUAGCGGGCGAUCGUCGCGCCGCCAGUGUCUCGCGGUUCAUCGAUCAGUGUGGUGUGUGUCGCGUUGUUGUUCCGGGAGAUUUUUUAGUGGUUUGUUCCUACGUUCCUCCGUCGUUACGCGGAUUUCUCGUCGUUCAUCUCGGAAUUCGUGCGCGUGCAUACGGAGCGGGCACCGCGAGCGGGGCCCAUCGAGAUUACGGGAGAAAGAUGCGACUAAGGAUACACUGGAUUCUGGUUAGCACGGCCGUGGUGAUCCUCGCGGGAUGCAACGCCGCUACCGAGAAGGAACCAAGCGACAAGCAGAGGACAUCGGCGAGCUCGACUUACAACACCUUCCCGGAUGACUUGUACCUGGACGAUCAGGACGCGUUAGAGGGCUCCGGCCGAGGUGGUCCUGAUAAUCGCGACGACCUUGAAGCUUCGGGCAGCGGCCUUGGCCCCGAUGACGAGGACGGGGACGACGAUGAAUUUACCGGUAACAAUGGACUAGAAAUCUCGAAACCGACCGAAGCGAGACCGUCAUACAUCGAGGACUCGCACGAAAAAACUAAACAACAGACUAUUGACGACGUAAACCGACCCGGCAACGGGGUCGGCGUAAUCGAACCCUCAGGCACGGAAGACGAUCGCCCUGACAACACAGACCCAGAUAUUCACGAAGUUUAUAUCAUGAAUCCGAAGUCUGAGGAUCGCGCCAGUUCAUUCUUCGCGCAGCCAGGCGUACUAGCCGCUGUGAUCGGCGGCGCCGUAGUAGGCCUCCUCUGCGCGAUACUGGUCGUCAUGUUCAUCGUGUAUCGGAUGCGCAAGAAGGACGAGGGCUCGUACGCUCUGGACGAGCCGAGAAGAUCACCCGCGGCGCAGGCUUUCCCUAAGCCGGGCGCGCCUCAUCACAAUCGGGAGUUCUACGCUUGAGGCAACGGCGGCGUGAUGACGAUUUCGCCGAUUCCUCUCGCAAUCUCACGAUGCCAAGCCGAGUAAAGAUCACCGAUGAUCAACGCUCGCUUUUGAAAUUCCGCUGGUCAAUGGUGAAACAAUUACCUCGGCGACCCGUACGGCACGCGCUCAUAAAAACUCAUUCAACGCGAAGUUCCCAACCGAGAAACGUCGCGCCGAACGUCGGCCAAUAUUUCUCGAUAUUGCACGGAUUUCUCUGACCCGCGUCGUUAUUUGCUUGUUCUCGUGUUUUCUUCUCAACUAUUAUGAUACGUCCCCCGCCUACCUCGGCUCCUUUGGGUUCUGUCCUCGAGAGGUAAUUUUUCACCAUUCCACCGAGCUUCCCCCAUCAUCAUUUCGACUCGAAUUCUGAGUCGCGGCGAUGACGUUCACGCGUGCGUACGCUUCUCGGUCGCUUGAACUCCUCUUGACUCUCGGAAACUGUAUUUUCUUACGCGCUGUAUUUCAUCGCGUCAAAAAAAAAGAAAAAAAAAAGAAAAAAAAGAAAAGGAAAAAAAAGCCGCACGCGAGUAAGAGAGUCUGAAGCGAGAUGAAUUCGCGGCUGACGGACCAUUCGCCGAACGCCGAAUUCUUUCAGCUGUGGAUGCUCCGAUUCGCCUUUCGCAAAUAGUCUGUACAGACUUUCCUUUCCGUCGUUCCGAUUUUUCACCGCAUUUGCUACCCUCCGAAGGUUCACUUCGAAGUGUAAUCAUCCCCGCAGAGUGACUGAAACGAUGGACAGUAAACGGCGAGGCCACGUAUCUCGUGCGUAUCCCGUCGAGACAUCGUCGGCAAAGGUUGCACCAAUUCCAAGAUGCAUUUACAAGCGUAUUUAGAGCGUAUAUAUAUUAUAUAUAUAUUUACGUGUAUGUAUACGUAUAUAUAUAUACAUGUACAGGGACUGAGAGCGUGAAAAUUCGUGGGCGAUAAACGCCGCUGCUAUGUCGUUAAUCAUUCUGUCCUACGGUGGAAGGAGGGUAGAGAAGAAGGAUCGUUGCAGCACCGUGAUUUCUCUCCGACAGCAAGAGCGGUGAGGAGUUAAGCUGCAACCUCAUUCGCGUCGCUGCUAUCACUUCUUUUCUUUUUCAAAUUUACGAUAUCCACUUCUUUGAUACAAGCGUUUGAUAUCCGGUCCGUGGAAGAUUUAGGUUUUUUAGCGCGCGUUCGCAGGUUUUAAUAAAACGAGGGGAAGCGACUGCAGCUACUGUUCACCAUAUCGAUCGAUUGCAGAGGGAAUGAAAAAGAACACCUAUAUUAAGAAUAUGUGUUAAGCAUUAAUCACGUAGCGCUACCGCAUCGACCAAUAUUCAAUUCCGAGGAAAUAAAAAAAAAAAUGCUUAGCUCUUGAUACAUUUCUAAGAGUUAUAUUAGUUACACAAGAUUAGUCGCUUAGCGAUGGAGAAUUUAUUCGAUCGAUCUGAUCACUGAUAUUGUAUAUAUCGUUGUGAAACAACACAAUUAUUUCUACAAUGAUUACGUGCAAUUUUAUACGUACUUUUCUUGUGCAAUUUUUUUCAAUGUUGUUCCGCUACAUUUUUAAUCGGAAGGAAAAAUUUACGAUUUUAAUAUUUAAGAUACUCAAUCAUCUUUUAUAUUUUUUUACUUUAUUCAUUUUUUACUCAUUUAUAAGCUAGAUUAUUGCGUGUUUCUUGCAAAGUUUUUCCAAUUGAAUUUUUUUGUUCCAAUAAUUUAUCGGUUAUUUGUAAAUUCUAUUUCGAAAAUUGUGACGUGUAAAUACCGAGACAAUCUCAAUAAUUGUGAAUAUGUUUCAUGCAUUCGUCGGGCAUUUAAUCAUUUUUAUCAAACUCCUUAUACAUGAAUCGCUAUACAUUUUUAGCAAAUAAAAUAAUAUCUUGAUUAAGCGUGUCAUAUUUUUCAAACGCGAACAAGCAAUCAUACGUAUGCAUCGUCGAUAUCGCAAUAAAUUUUCUUCCAGAUCGAAACAAAACAAAAAAAAUGCAGGUGAAACGUCCGUCAAUAGAGAUUGAAUAUUUUGCAUUUCCUUCGAUGCAUUUCUUUCAUUGAAGAUAACUCGUAGGAUCCAGCAAAUCAUGUUUGCAUGGCAAUGGGGUGCGUCACACCCUCCUUCCACCCACAAAAUAAUAACACAUCCAUUUCUACUACGAGAGACGAUUCCGAUGCUAAAAUAAAAUUCUUGAUCCUGGUUUUGUCUUGUCAAGAACUAACACCGACGAGAAAUUAUAUUGCCAUAAAAACGGACGCUGCGAUUGAGGCACAAUUACGCAUGACACGAAAAAAAUGUGGUUCCUCCUGCCCCGAAAGCGGCAUGAUAGAGCGCGCACGCCUUAGUACGACUAAAAAGAUGCCAUAAUGUCAUUAUUAGAAAACGAAAGGGAACACGCGAAAAGCGGUACAAACGCGUAUCCGAAUUUUUUCAGCGACACUUCGUCGCACGAUUGAUCUGUGUAUCGCGGAUAGUUGUAUUGUUUGUUGUACGUUUUUUUUGCGACAUUUCUUCACCCCCGCCCCCUUCGCCCCCCCCCUUUGUUUUCCCGUCGUACGUUUAUCUUCCAUGAUUUUUGACAGUUCUUGAAUCUCUUUGCUCGCGAUUCCAUUCCUCCGUAACAAUACAAGUGUCGUCUUUUCGCAGAAAAUCCGAUCCGCCGUAGAAAAUCGGACGCGUUGGAGUAAUUAAAAGUAUAUCAUGCCGAUACUGCCAUAUACUACGUAAGGAACAGCGAUUUGGUACGAAACUCUCACGAAUCCGCCUUAUAUAAAUCACAUUAUUUGUCACUUCACAUCAUCUCUCAUCCCGUCAUCUUUCAGGUUUUUCGAUCUUUCCCGUUUUUAUUUAAUUUUUUUUUCCUUUCCAGCUGAUUCGUGCUUUUUACGUCUAAAUGCGCUGACUAUGAAUACUAUUAUAAAAAAAAAUGUAUAGAAUCUACUAAACGCCUUAUUUAUUUUAUUACCGUGAAUAAUGUUAUUCCCUAUCAUCUACAGCAAAUUUGUUGUUUCUUGAUUAUUUUAUUUUUGUUGAAAAUGCGUCAUGGUAUCGUUUCGACAAAAGGAUGAUUUUCGCUUCAGCAUACCAUGACAUAAUUUUAUUUAUUUUUAUUCUUAUCGAUUAAAAAUUCUAGUUACUCGUACGUAAGGAAAAGUUUAAAAUUUGUUUUGCUCUCGUCAAAGAAAUAAAUUCUGCAAAAUUCCAUUGUUUCUCCUUGUGUGCUCACGAAAUCUUUUUUCGAUAUAUCUAAAUUUCGAGUGGUACAUAGGAAUCAACUAAUAAGGAUAUUAAUGAUAAGAACAAUAGUAACGAUAGUUAGAUCUAACAUCGGUUACAAACAAGAAAAUAUACUUAUUCUUUUAGAAUACUCUUCAUAAUUUAUUUGAUAAUCUUGGAUUUAUAUUAUUCUCGUUUAAAUCUUCGUAUUCAAUGAGGAUCGAUUAAAUCUCUCCCUCUCUCUUUCUCUCUAAUAUUUCACACGAUCCUUUAAUCGUUUUCUAAAUUUAAGAAAGAAGAAAAAAACGUUUUAUAACACGCUUUUCUCUGCAAUAUUCCUCUUGCUCUCUCUUCUUAUCUCUAUUGUUUAUCUUUCUUGAUAAUCUUCAUCUCGUUUGUCCUGUGCGAAGUAAACAAGAAAAGACCUAGAAAUUGGGGCUCGUAAUCUUUAUUGUAAUAAUAAUCGUAUAUGAUAUAGAUGAAAUUGUUUGUUAGGUAGUAAUUGACCGCAUGGUGUUGCUCGCCUCAGCUUGCGCCUCACCAUACGGCCAAUUAGAAUUCGAGAAACAUUAAGCGAAGGGAAAAAAAUAAUAAUAAUUGUAAUGAAAUCAUAUUUUAUAAGAAGACGUAUUCCGUAAGAUCACUAUAGCAAUGAGAAGUCUAAUGCUAGACAAAGCCCAUAGGCCAGGUGGACGAAUGAAAAUAAUUUUAAAAGUGAAUAUAAUUAAUAUUUAAUAAUAACGAUAAUAUUAACAAUGUUAUUUUUUAAGUGUAAGUAUUGUCAUCCCGAAAACACCAUCACUCAUCCCAAAACCACCUCCUCAUCCUUUUCCCACAUUGUUCCCUCUAACCGAUCUGUAUUACAUAUAUGUGUAUAUAUCUCCGUCUAUGCACGAACCCACAAAAAAUACGUAUAUAUACAUGUAUAUGUACUUAUAUAUAAAUAUAUAGAUAUAUACUCGCUCGCAAUUGCGGUAAAACGUUUGUUUCGAUUUUUCGCUAAAUUGUUCUCUUCCCUCGCCCUCCCUUUUUUUUUUAAAUUUUCUCCGCCACUCGUUUCCUGAGAUUUCUAAGAUGCCCUGUUAUCGCACGAUAACAAAUCGACGAAGACACGAACAGCUUUCACCAAAUGCUAAAAAUUGAAUAUCCGUGUUAUUGCUGUUGCGGGCAUUAAUUAAUUAUGUUAUUACUGGAUUAACGGAAAUUAAUAAUAAUUGCACAUUAUUAGUAUAAUAACAAACAAUAAUGUAUGUCGUCGCUCCUAUUCUGUAAAUAAAUACUGUAUCAUCUAA
Linepithema humile (Argentine ant) is the source of this 5435-nucleotide messenger RNA. RefSeq names its product Syndecan (gene Sdc). The record is from RefSeq and is a predicted model, not a curated record. Gene Ontology annotation, cellular component: cell surface; membrane. NCBI's taxonomy places the organism in Eukaryota, Metazoa, Arthropoda, Insecta, Hymenoptera, Formicidae. Gene Ontology annotation, biological process: cell migration.